Molecule: messenger RNA, 2502 nt
Organism: Corchorus capsularis
Lineage: Eukaryota; Viridiplantae; Streptophyta; Magnoliopsida; Malvales; Malvaceae
Source: the annotation of a GenBank genome assembly
AUGGGGUGCUCCUGUUUUGUUUGUGAAAAGAAGGAUGGUAGCAUGAGACUUUGCAUUGACUAUCGAGAGCUGAAUAAGGUGACGGUGCGUAAUCGGUGUCCUUUACCGCGUAUUGAUGACCUUUUCGAUCAAUUAAAGGGAGCCCAAGUUUUCUCUAAGAUUGAUCUUAGGUCUGGCUAUCACCAAUUGAAGAUUAAGGUGGCGGAUGUCCCUAACUCAGCUUUUCGAACUAGGUAUGGGCAUUACGAGUUUCUUGUUAUGCCAUUUUGUUUAAGUAAUGCACCAGCUGUUUUCAUGGAUUUGAUGAAUAAGGUGUUUAAGGAUUAUCUGGAUAAGUUUGUAGUGGUCUUUAUAGAUGAUAUCUUGGUGUACUCUAAGAGUAUGGAGGAGCAUGGAGAGCAUUUGAGGUUAGUAUUGCAAAUUUUUAGAGAAAAGAAGUUGUAUGCUAAGUUUAAGAAGUGUGAGUUCUGGUUGGAUGGUGUGGCAUUUCUUGAACAUGUAGUGUCGAAAGAUGGAAUCUCAGUAGAUCCUGAAAAAGUGAAGGCAAUUGUAGAAUGGAGUCGACCUACAAAUGCUACUGAAGUUAGAAGCUUCCUUGGGUUGGCUGGUUACUAUCGGAGGUUUGUGGAGGGAUUUUCUAGUAUUGCAAUGCCGAUGACUAAAUUGACCAGAAAAGGUGCUAAGUUUGAGUGGACUAAGGAAUGUGAGAAAAGUUUCAAAAAGUUGAAAGAACGUCUCACUUCAGCUAGUGUUUUAACCGUUCCUGAUGGGAGUGGAGGAUUCACUAUCUAUAGUGAUGCUUUGAAGAAAGGUUUGGAUUGUGUCUUAAUGCAAAAUGGGAAAGUUGUGGCUUAUGCUUCAAGGAAGCUUAAACCUUAUGAGCGGAAUUAUCCUACACAUGACCUGGAGCUCGCAGUAGUGGUGUUUGCACUCAAAUCUGGAGGCACUACUUGUAUGGACUAUGAUUUAACUAUAAGUUAUCAUCCGGGAAAGGCAAAUGUUGUGGCUGAUGCGUUGAGUAGGAAGAAUCAUGGCAAUCUUGCAGCUCUUCUUACUUCUCAAAGGUCCAUUUUGGAUGAUUUGAGGAUGAUGGAGAUUGGAGUUAGGAAACAUGGCACUGAAGGGAUGUUGGCUAGUUUGAGAAUUCAACCUACGUUGAUUGAGAGGAUUAAGGAGGGACAAUUGGUUGAUUCAACACUUCAAAAGGUCCGAGCUAAUAUUGAAACAAGUGCUCCGUCUGAUUUUAGAAUCCAUGAUGAUGGUUCAUUGAGAUUUGGUGAUAGGUUAUGUGUUCCUAAUGAUGUGGAAAUAAAGAAAGUGAUUUUGGAUGAAGCACAUUAUUCUGGAUAUACUGUGCAUCCUGGUUGGACUAAGAUGUAUAGGGAUUUGAAGGAGACUUACUGGUGGAACAAUAAGAAGAGGGAGAUUGGUGAAUUUGUAGCACAAUGCAUUGUAUACCAACAGGUGAAAGUGGAACAUCAAAGGCCAGCUGGACAGUUACAGCCACUUCCAAUACUAGAAUGGAAGUGGGAGCACAUCACAAUGGACUUUGUUUCUAGGUUACCUAGAUCACCUCGAAGCCAUGAGUCAGUAUGGGUAAUUGUUGAUAGAUUAACAAAGUCUGCUCACUUCAUAGCUUUGAAGGUUGGUUAUUCAUUGGAGAAGUUUGUUGCUUCGUAUGUUCGAGAGAUUGUUAGGUUGCAUGGAGUGCCGGUGUCAAUUGUUUCUGAUCGCGAUUCGAGAUUUGUGGCUGAGUUUUGGGGAAGUCUUCAUAAGGCCUUAGGUACGAAGUUGAACUUUAGCACUGCUUUUCAUCCCCAAACUGAUGCACAAUCAGAGAGAACCAUUCAGAUUCUCGAAGAUAUGUUGAGGGCAUGUGCCAUUGAUAUGAAGGGUGCUUGGGAUGACCACUUACCUUUAGUAGAGUUUGCUUAUAACAAUAGUUAUAAGGCGAGUAUCCAGAUGGCUCCAUACGAAGCUUUGUAUGGGAGGAAGUGUAGAUCGCAAGUGUGUUGGGAUGAGGUAGGUAAAAGAAAGCUUUUAGGCCCAGAAAUUGUCCAACAAACAUUUGACAAGAUUCAAUUGAUCAGAGAAUGUCUCCGAACUGCUCAGAGUCGACAAAAGAGUUAUGCAGAUGUUAGACGAAGGACAUUGAAGUUUGAUGUGGGAGAUCAUGUAUUCUUGAAAGUUUCACCAACCAAGGGAGUGAUGAGAUUUGGAGUACGUGGGAAGUUAAACCCUAGGUUUAUUGGCCCUUUUGAGAUUUUGGAGAAAGUUGGAGAAGUGGCCUACUGGCUAGCUUUGCCUCCAUCAUUGUCCGAUGUGCAUAAUAUGUUCCAUGUGUCGUUGUUGAGAAAGUUUACUCCUGAUCCUAAUCAUGUGAUUGAAUUGGCACCUUUACCGCUUAGGGAAGACUUAUCUUACGAUGAACAACCAAUUAAGAUAGUUGAUCAUAAGGAGCAAGUUUUGAGAAGGCGGACCAUUCCAUACAUGAAAGUGUAA